AAAAUACGGCGCAUGCCAAAGUUUUUCCUGCAUGUAGGUUUGUCUAUUUUGAUGUGAUGGAUCCUUCACCACCAUUCUCCUCAACCUGAUGAACAAACCCAGCAGUCAAGAGCGCUACGUAAGAAACAAGAGCGAUGCUUCCAGUUCCAGCAAGAUGGUGAGAUCAAAGGUGACACUGGAGCUUCACCUUCUACCCGUUGACGUUCUGCGCGACAUAUUCUCACGGUUAUCACUCAAGCAAGCAGUGAGGAUGAGCGCGCUGUCCCGUGAAUGGUGGCGACUAGGUUUAUGCCACCCGGAUCUGGUGUUCACUAAAGACACCUUAUUUGGCAGCAAUAAGAUCAUAUACUAUAUUGAUCGGGAAUCCACGACUGCCGAGUUCAUCACCAGAGUGGAUAAUCUGCUGCGCCCGUUUUGGUCUAGUCCCACCACAACUACUACAGUGGAUAAGUUCGUUGUCAAAUUUGGUCUCACUAGGCAUCACAUGCAUCACAUCGAUAGAUGGAUUAACUUUUCCACCGAGUCAAUGGCCAAGCACAUUAGUCUUGAUCUCAUUGGAUGGAGUGUCCAUGAAGAUGACAAGUAUGUUGUCCCGCUGUGCAAACUCAGUGGCUCGAAUGGCUCUUGUGUCAAGUCUCUUCAUAUGGCCAAUGUCUGUGUAAAGCUGGCCCCUAGUUUCUCUGGUAUCACAAACUUGAAGAAACUCAGCCUGCAUAUGGUCUCCAUCGAUGCAGACGAUCUCCAAUGUCUGUUGCUAAGUUGUGCUCUUCUCGAGAGUUUAAGACUGGAGGACAGCCCCCUGUCAAGUUUCAGUAUACGUCAGGAGCUCUGCCGGUUGCAGCACCUGAGUGUGCGCGAGUGUCCGGUGGGAACGAUACAGUUGCGUGCUCCUAACCUUACCACAUUUCAGUUCGAUGACUUCCCGACGCAAAUUGUCCUCAUUGAAUCUUCGAAGUUGUUAGAAGCAACCUUUGUGUUCAAGAACAUUAGAUACAACUGGUGUGAGGAUGCUUUAGAUUAUGUCCUGGCCGAGCUUCCAGCUGCGCUUCCUUAUGUGCAUAAACUCUUUGUACAUGUGCUUGUAGAAGACGAGGUUUGUUGUAUGCCUUCUUUGAAAAUAAUAAUCCCAUCACCAUAUAUAUAUUUGGGGUGCAUUUGUAGCUAUUGA
Triticum aestivum (bread wheat) is the source of this 1168-nucleotide messenger RNA. RefSeq lists its product as uncharacterized. The transcript has 2 exons. Lineage: Eukaryota; Viridiplantae; Streptophyta; Magnoliopsida; Poales; Poaceae. The record is from RefSeq and is a predicted model, not a curated record. Bases 89 to 1168 code for a protein of 359 amino acids. Gene Ontology annotation, molecular function: protein binding.